Messenger RNA from Zeugodacus cucurbitae (melon fly), 6848 nucleotides. Its product is annotated as ankyrin repeat and BTB/POZ domain-containing protein 2. Bases 1481 to 6169 code for a protein of 1562 amino acids. The record is from RefSeq and is a predicted model, not a curated record. Lineage: Eukaryota; Metazoa; Arthropoda; Insecta; Diptera; Tephritidae. Gene Ontology annotation, molecular function: protein heterodimerization activity. The transcript is spliced from 8 exons.
CAAGCAACAGUUGCGUGUCGGCUUUCGUGAGCAACAGAACGAUUCUGCGGAUUGUUUGAACGCGUUACUUUUUUUCUGGUCGGGUCUAGUGAACCGGUGUGGAAAGUAAAACAAUAGAAAAAAAAACAAAGUGACAUCAGUGUGGAAAUUGUAAAAAAUCGCGCAUACAAACAUACACCCAAAUUUCUAGUUUGUUUUUAUAGCUUUUUGCUGCUUAGUGCUUAACUUGAAGAAGCUCAGCGCACGCUGAGAGAAAAGAGUGUGGCAGCGAAAAGGUACAUAUAAAACUAUGCGAAAAAUUCACGAAUUAAAGGAGAAGAAAAUUUGCGAAUAAGCGGUCAAUUGAAAAGUGGCCAUCUAAGGUACAAAACGGGUAGUGUGUGUGCCCCACAAUAACAACAACAAAUGAAAAUAAAAUUGCAUGAGCAGCGAUUUUCUUAGUUUUCUGAUUAAUAUAAAAAUAUAAAUAAAUAUUAAACAAUUAUCAAUAAAAUAUAUUUUUAAUAUAAAUCACUGUAAUAACGCUUACUGUAUUCUUCAGAAAUGUUUUUGUGACUAAAAGAGAAAGUACAACGAAAUUGCUCCUUUAGGCGUUUAAAAACCUUAACGCUCGUAUAUUUACAUUAAUAUUUCAAUAUUAGCUGCAUGUGCCCUCUGAAAUUCAAUGCAAAUUUAAGCCCCUUUGAAAGUGUGAAAAAUCGAAAUACAUACAUUAAGCUGCCAUUAAAGUCGUUCAGCUCAAAAUAUUGAUAAAAUAAAAGUGCCACAAAAUAAAUAAAAUAUAGUGUUGCCAUAUAAAGCAAAAUUUACUGCGCGCCAUAUAACGGCGCUUAUGUCAUUGCAACAUACACAACUUAAGCAUACAAUUGCCGUUGCAUUGCAUUGCAUACUCAAAAGUGCAUAAAUCAAAAGUGCAUUAAUACCUUCUAUUCAUGAGUCGAUCCAUAUAAGUGUUCCAAGAAAUUGCAAAACUUUUGAUUUCUACAACAAAAAAGUGCUACGCUUAUCGACCAUUCAAUAGUGUUGUCUAUGGUGAGUGGAGCAAAGCGCCAAGUGAUUGCAGCUGUGGCGAGAAGUUAACGGUAUUUUUGCAUGGAUUAUUGAUUUCAAAGCUCGAAAAUUCUUCAUUCAUAAAAUGAUAGACUCUUACAUGCAACAUUAACAGCCUACUGCUACAACAACAACAAGAAAAGGCAUCCCAAUAAAUUUCCUACGCCAAAUCACAACGUACUGACAACCUCAAGUGCGCGGGCGUCAAACGAAAGAAUUAACUGCAACAACAACAACAGUCGGCUGUUGAAGAAAUUCACAAAGCGAGUCAAACAGUAGCAAUUGGCCAAACCGCGACUGCGAACAACAACAAAAGCGAUUAACACUUCUGCCACACGAACAUACAUAUACAACAGCUACCAACUAUAUAGAUAUAUAUAUAUAUAUAUACAUAUAUGUACGUGCAACCGAUGCAGCAAACAGCGCACGAAUGCCUGCAACAACAACAACAACCGCCGCUAACACCACCACCAACAACAACAACGCGAUUAUUGCCAGCAAUCAGCAAGUGCCAUUGCCGGCAGCGAGAACAACAAUUGCCAGCAAGCAACGCAGCGCUGGUGGUGGCAGCAACAACAACAACAACAACAACAUAGUCGGCGGUGGCAGCAAUAAUUACAAUUUGCGACCAACGAUUGCUGUGAAACCAAAAUCAAACGUAGCAGCAAUCAGUGCUGUCUCACAUUCCAAACCACAAUACAGCAGCAGCAACAACAACAACAAUUCGAACAACAGUGAACACAACAACAGUAAUCACAAUAAGAGCAAACAUUUCGACGCAUACAGCAACAGCAACAGCAACAGCAACAACGGUGAUUGUGGUGUCGUCGGUGGUAGCAGUAGCAGUGGCAACGCCAACAACAAUAGCAACAACAGCGAUAUGCCCGGCCGUCACAGUUGGGACCCGGGUCGCAUUGGUGUCGAACACUUGGCCGGCGCAUUAAGUCCGCUCUGCAUCACCGAUUCGAGUCAUGAAAUCGUGCGACCGAAGCCGCGUAGACCAACUGGCAACAUGCGCGGCGACAUGCCCGUCGUAUUCAGCCCACAACCAACGAACUCACAACUACACUGUCCCGUCGGCUCGCCAACCACAACGGGUUUGCCACAUCAGAACCAAAUGAGCGUCAUGCCCACAUCGCCAUCUACUGGCACCACAAUGACCGCCAACUCCGCGCCGCUCAACACACCAAAUGGUUUGAGUUCCUCCACUGGCCGCAUUCAAAGCCCCGCCGUGGCUACACCAGCGCCACGCAUCUCCAAAGAGGUGGCGCAGCGUUUAAAUAGUGGCGUUAGUGGCGCACCCCAUAUGAUGGCCAGCCCUCAAACAGGACACAGUGUUGUGCCCAAUACGACAAUUAAUAUACGGAAUAUAAGCAGUCCGCCACAAGCGCCUAGUAAACCGCCACCACAUCGCGCCUUAGCAGCACCAGCACGGCUUACUGUACAGAGUACGCCAGUGAAAUCGCAGCCGCCCAUGUUGAGCGGCAAUCUGUCGCCACAGCAACCGCAGCCCCAACAGCCGACGGCACAACAAAAGUUCAACGCAAAUGACAAGCGGCCCCUGCCAUUGUCACUGGAUUUGAGCAAUUGCAGCAUCGGCAUACCAACUUCUGAGUCGACCUCUGCGAAUGUAACUCCCAGCGGUGGCGGCUAUCAGCUCAACACACACGCAAAGUCAAGCGCGACGAGCACGCGCACACAUCAUCAUGAAUUUCGUGCACUGCAGCGUGUACAGGAAUGUCACAGCUCGUCGGAUGAGAAUCGCUCUUCGGGUCAUGCGAGUAUGUCGGAUACUGGUGGUCAUGGGAGUUCCUCACCUGGUGGUGGAGUGGCGCUGGGACCUUUGCCGGAAGAUCGUCUCGCCGCUGCCGUGACCAACCGUAGUACACGGUCUCGUACAAGCACCAAUCAUUCGCGCGCCCGCCAUCGUGCUACGCCAGCAACUAAGGCACCAUGGAGUGGCAGUGGUUUGGAGGAUAUAAAAUUGGCCAUACAACAACUGACAAUGCGUUCGCAAACGAGUACUAGCACUUACAGCAGUCUCAGCGCUGGUUCGGAGAGCUCAGAACCUGCGCGGCGCUUAGGACGCUACUCGUCGCUGGAAACAGUAAACACAAAUGUGACGAACGCCGACGAGUUUGUCUGGGUGGACUCACACAAUCGACUAGUGGAGUUGCAACAUCCACCCUGGAGCCAACACUGCAUAAUGCGCGUUAUCCGGAAUGGUCGUUGCAAGGAGCAAGCAGAACGCGUCUCAGUAGACACCAUACCACGCCUAGGAUACCUGCUGCAGCGCGCAUUGGUGCGUAUUGCACGCGAAGUGCAGCGCCUUUCCGCCUGUUUGGGUCUGUGUUCAAAGCAAGAAGUCGCUGCCGCAUACAAGAUUGUGCUGUGUCCGGCUCUGGCGGACUCUUGCAUUAAGGCAUGUCUGCGCGCCGCAGCCAUGUUCGCUGUAACGGGCGAUAGCGCUCUGAAACAAAGCAAGUCAGCGCGUGCUGGUCUUCAAUUACCGGUGGGACGUUUUCAUCGUUGGAUGGCCGACGCACGUCUGGGGAAAUUUAUACAUGAGUACGCGGCAGUGUAUCUAUGUGCGGGCAUGGAAAACCUUCUCGAAGAAUUGCUGUUGCAAAGCUUUCCUGCAGAUACAUCUAGCCAAUUCACAACAGCGGUGCUGGAUCAGUCUAUUGCACACUCCGGUGAUCUGUGGGGUCUUCUUCAGCCUUUCGCUCAUCUGAAUGCUGGACGCAUAGCAUCAGGCGCACUUACCAUGCCAAGGUGGGCAAGUUUGUCAUCACUUGGUUCAGGUACCCAAAAAAGUGGUAGUUCAGGUGGUAAUAGUAAUGUGUCUCUGGAGCCUUGUCUGUUGACGACCUGCGUUGGCAGCAUAACUGAAUUGAAAGACUUGACUUUACGUGCUCAACAGAAGUUCCAGCAUACAGCUCUUUCUAACGCUGCGCUCUCCACAUUGUUUUACUUCAUGCGUUGUUCGCAGUUGGAACAUAGUGACUUGAGCGGGGCGCCUUCCAGCUCCAGUGGGAGCGCAGGGGGCAGCAGUCAGAAUGUGCAAGAGCUUUGCUAUGAACGUGCGUAUGUGGUUCUGCCGCCUUUGGUGGAAUGGUUGCGAGUUGCUUCGGCACAUGCGGAGUACCGACACGCUGUCAUGAUAGACAAGGACGAUAUCAUGCAAGCCGCGCGUCUACUUCUACCAGGUGUUGAUUGUCCAAUGCGACCAAUUGGUCACGAAGAGGAACUACCUACGAAGAAGACACAUUUCUCACACCCCGGUGCGACAACUCCCAUAGCAUCGAGCAUCAGUGAAGAUACCACGGAGUUGGGCAAGCGCGCCACCAUAAUGCUUGCUUUUAAGCUUAUGCUCACUGGACGCGCCGAGUUAAUGGCACAGGCGGCGAAUCUCUUGCCGCCCACCACGCGUUAUGACACACUUAAUCAUGCCGGCUUGACGGCACUUAUGAUUGCAGCGAUACGCAAUGACGAGGUGGCGAUACAGGCGCUACUCGAUGCCGGUUGCGAUCCGAAUGUGGAAGUGCCACCAGUUGGUCAACAGAAUUUCCCGGGUGUUCAUCCAGAUACACAACACUGGACGGCAGUUACAUUCGCUGCAAGCCGUGCCAAUUACUUGGCUUUGCGUCUGCUGCUGGAAAGGGGUGGUAAGGUGGAAGGUGGCGCGCGUCUAAGUGAAGAGAAACCAACGCUGACCCCGCUGCAAGUGGCUUGCGGAUCUGGUAAUGUCGAGGUCAUUUCGCUGCUGCUAGCACAUGGCGCCAACGGAUUUCUCUCCACACAACAGAAAGAUACCAUGUGUUUUGCGGGUGGCUCGGCUCAGCGGGGCUCAUAUUGCGCCAUUUCUGUGACCGCGGCGCAUGGCCAGCGCGCAUGUCUACGCAAACUGCUCUCCCAUCCAAUGUCCCCAGGCAGCAAAGACGUGCUCUCGCUCGAGGAAAUGCUAGCCGAAGGCGAACCUGUAGGCAAUGCGAGCAGAGGUAGCGCUUGUGCGGGAAAUGCGGGUAGCGAACGCAUAAGCGCCGAGUUGCCGCUCACAUUAAACAAGACACAAAUCAAAAGUCUGCAAGAGGCAAUGUACCACAGCGCCGAGAAUAACCAUUUGGAUAUUACAAUAGAGCUGCGCACCCUGGGCGUACCAUGGACUCUACAUUGCUGGAUGCAUGCAUUAGCGGCGGCGCAUGAGUUGCGCUUGGAUGCCGUAAUCGACCAACUGCUACAGGAUUUCCUGCAAGUCUGCCCGGACGACUACAGCGCGCAGUUCGUGAGCGAGUGUCUGCCGCUGCUCUUCAACAUAUUCCGUUACAGCAAAAACGAGGGCACGACGCUGCUGUUGGCCGACAUUUUCGCCACAUGCUUUGGCUGGGAGGCCAUCAAAACGAUAAAGGAGGCGGUGAUGCAAUCGGUGAACAGCUCGCGCAUCGACCCCAAAUUCGUCAACAAUCCAGAACUGAGUGACGUGACUUUCAGAGUGGAAGGCAAAAUAUUCUACGGACACAAAAUAGUGCUCGUCACCGCCUCACCGCGUUUCCAGAGCAUGCUCAGCUCCAAGCUGAGCGAUGGAAACACGCCAACAGUGCAGAUCAACGACAUUCGCUACCACAUCUUCCAGCUGGUCAUGCACUACCUGUACAGCGGUGGCUGUGCCACAUUGGAGGUUAGCAACGCUGACGUUUUGGAACUGAUGGCGGCGGCGAGCUUCUUCCAGCUGGAAGGUUUGUUGCGCUACACCGAGUCACGCUGCUCAGAGAUGAUCGACAUCGACAAUGUGGUGGCCAUGUACAUCCAUGCGAAGGUCUACAAUGCCAACAAGUUGCUCGAGUACUGCCAAGGUUUCUUGCUGCAGAAUAUGGUCGCUCUGUUGACCUAUGACGACUCCGUCAAGCGUUUGCUCUUCGCCAAAAAGAUACCCAACCACGAUGUGCUCUCCGGCCUGCUGCACACGCUGCAACAACGCAUCAAGCAGCGCAAACCCAUGGGCGUGGGCAACUUCCGCCAGCAGCUCAGCUCACCGCCACCAGGCACCGCAGGCGCUCAUCUCUUAAGCACGAGCCUGAGCAAUGGCGUCGGUGGCAGUCUGGGUGCUGCCAAGAAAUAAAUGAAUACAUUUACACUGUAAUAUAUAGUAUAUGAUGGAAUGGACUGCUAAAAGUUGUGACACUUGAGUUUGGGCAGCGUUGCCAACCUUAACUCCAGCAGAAGUGGAGUUUUGAGGUUAAAAUGAAAUGAUUACAAUAUUGGCUUAGCAAGUAAAGUAAAAGUUCUCACCGACAACAGCGCCUAAAGGUAUGCCACAAAUAUUGAAGAACACAAGCGAUCGUGGGGAAAAGUCUUUUUAUUCUCAUUUGCAGCAAUUCAAGCAGAUGCUAAGUACAACUUAAAAAAGAAACAUAAAAUAAAAAAAGCAAAAACAAAAAGUCCACACCUAAAACAUUCGUUUCAUAAUUUAUCUCUCAACCGUAUUCGCAUUUACAUAUGUAUGUAAACAUCUGCUCAGCGCCUACACCUGCAUAAUUUGGCCAUUCCAAACGGAGCCAACAACCGGCACUUGCUGAACGUGCGGAACAUGCGGAACAUGUGGAACAUGCGACAGCACAUCUUGUGGUCUCGGCUUCUCCUCCACACGCGGCAAUUGGCUGUUGAUCUUCGCCGCUGUCGAAAUCUGCGGCAUUAUAUUAUUGCCCUCGGGCACGAAACCACGAUCGUCGGCUUUGUAAUGCACUACCACCUCCUUGCCGUUGGCGUCGAAGUACGAAUAGCUGCCGCUGAUCUUCAGA